AUGGCUGGAAUCGCUGCGGGACGCUUGGCUGAGGAGAGGAAGGCGUGGCGGAAGGACCAUCCAUUCGGAUUUAUUGCUAAGCCAGUGAAAAAUCCUGAUGGCACCUUGAAUCUUUUCAAUUGGGAAUGUGCUAUACCCGGCAAAAAGGACACUAUUUGGGAAGGAGGUUUAUACAAAAUUCGGAUGUUGUUCAAAGACGAUUUCCCUUCAACGCCACCCAAAUGCAAGUUCGAGCCUCCAUUAUUCCAUCCAAAUGUUUAUCCUUCAGGCACUGUCUGUUUAUCACUUCUGGACGAGAAUAAGGACUGGAAACCGUCAAUCACGAUAAAACAGCUUCUUAUUGGGAUACAAGAUCUCCUAAAUAAUCCAAAUCCCGAUGACCCAGCCCAAGCUGAAGCCUACCAGAUCUUCUGUCAAAACAGGGCGGAAUAUGAGAAGCGAGUGCGUCGGGAAGCAACCAAGUUCAACGCUGAUGUGGUCCAAAAACAGAUGCUUGGAUAG
Molecule: messenger RNA, 501 nt
Organism: Ostertagia ostertagi
Lineage: Eukaryota; Metazoa; Nematoda; Chromadorea; Rhabditida; Trichostrongylidae
Source: the annotation of a GenBank genome assembly